Molecule: messenger RNA, 462 nt
Organism: Acanthamoeba castellanii str. Neff
Lineage: Eukaryota; Discosea; Longamoebia; Acanthamoebidae
Exons: 4
Coding region: 1-462 (153 amino acids)
Source: RefSeq, a predicted model, not a curated record
AUGAAACACAGUCAUGUUGCGCGUGCAAGAUUACGUGCAACGGGCCGACGAAUUCAAGAACAAGAACGUCGAGGUGGUGUUUGUGGGGCAUGGAGGAAAGAAGAAGGGUGUGCAGUACGUAGAGACACUCAAGAUGGAAGGACUCGUGCCGCUCUACAUCGACCCGAAGCGAAAGACGCACACUGCGCUCGGACUCAUCGACAUCAGCUGGUCGAAGCUGUUGACCGAUUCGAAGGGUUUCCAGCUCUCCAAGGAGGCGUCGAAGCAGGGCUUCAAGGUGGCCCUCUUGGGCACCGGCAGCCACACGCAACUGGGCGGAGUGGCCCUGGUGAGCCAAGACGGCAUCUCGUUCUUCCACCAGUGCCACACCACCUGGGACUACCCGGAGGUCGACGAUAUGCUCGCCCUCUGUGCCAGCCUGCAGUAGUGGUGGUGGCGGUGGCGGUGGCCGAGACCAGCUAA